AUGGCCGGCAAUAUUGACUUCAACGCCUUGAAGGCUCGGGCGAUCGACUCUGGGGUCGACGAGGAGGCUGUGACGGUUAACACGCGUGCCUUGAUAGAUAAGGUAUUGGCCAGAUAUUCAGGGGAAUGGACUGUCCUCAGAGAGCUCCUUCAAAACGCCGCCGAUGCCUCAGCCACGCAAGUUACGAUAAAACUCGAAACCACACCUUCAACCACGGUGCCAGCGCCAUCCAUAGAUGACGAAACUGGAGCCAUCAAGCAUGUCAUAUCGCACCAUACACUGAAAAGCCUGAUCCUCAAGAACAAUGGUGUUCCUUUCAGUGCCAACGAUUGGUCUCGGUUAAAACGGAUCGCAGAGGGGAAUCCGGAUGAAACAAAGAUCGGAGCCUUUGGCGUUGGGUUUUACAGUGUGUUCUCUGACUGCGAAGAACCUUUUGUGUCUUCCGGAAAAGAUGCCAUUGCUUUCUACUGGAAAGGGAAUUCCCUAUUCACUCGACGGCUGCAACUUCAGGAACAGGAUUGUACUCCAGAAACUACUUUCGUCUUGGAGUAUCGGAACACUACUACGCCUGUACCUGCACUUUUGACUCUAUGCCAGUUCCUUGCAAGCAGUCUUACAUUUAUUGGAGUCGAACGCAUAGAGUUGUGGUUAGAUGGCUGGAAUCUAUUAAAGUUGGCGAAAAAGAUUGCCCCCAAGAUGAGCAUCAGUAUACCGAGGGAUGUCCAGACAAAAACCUCUGAGGGUUUAAUGAAAGUAAAGGAUGUUACACGAGAGGUUGCCCAGAUCGAUGCCACUUGGAUGUCUGCGAUUGAAUGGAAACCCCCUACAAAUUCUUCCCGUUUCGAGGUAGCUCGGGGGGAAGAUAACACGAGCUCGCUUCGGAGCUUUUUUUCUCGUUUGACUCGGGCCGCCGGUGGCAAUUCCGCUAUCAAGCCGUCAGAACACAACAAAGAUUCCCAGGCUCUUUUGUCUGCGGACCUAAUCUCAACCAGCUCAUCCUCCGUAUUUUUCCACAUUAGCACUGCGCAAAUACAGACCUCGGUAGGUCAGUCGUUUGGACAAGAAUUGCUCCGCGCAACCAAAAAGCCGGCACCAAAGACUACUUCACUUGCAAUACUAACCACUUCAUACGCUUCUAUGCAAACAUCAACCGGGGCAGGCGAGUUGGUUGCUAAGCCUAUCUUUGCUACAGUUUUGCCCUCCAAGUCCGGUAGGGUUUACAUUGGAUUUCCAACCCACCAGACCACUGGUUUGAGCGCUCACAUAUCGGCUCCCUCCAUAAUUCCGACCGUUGAACGAGAAAGCAUUGAUCUUAAUGCUCGCUGGGUGCGUACAUGGAAUGCAGAGCUUUUACGGGCCGCCGGAAUCGCAUGCAGAAUCGCCUGGGCUGCGGAAAUGGUUACUGUCAAGGAUCGAAUUUCCUCACAAAUGGCACGCGCCGGACGAUCGGCACCCCGACUAGAGGAUAUUGAACCAAUAGUUCCAGAAGCUGCCCAUAUCUGUAAUCAAUUUGUGUUCCGCGAAUCUACGCCGGCCACCCAAGUUGGUCAUAUCAUUGAGAACUCGUUCUGGACAUGUAGCCAAAACGCGUACCUGGAACUGUUGUCGACUUGUGGAGUACUCGCGAGUUAUAAAAUCCGCCUUGCGCCGAAAAAUUUAAGUUUUAUGGACUCCAUACCUGUUGUCCCAGACGCUCUUAUGUCUCGGUCCAAGGAGUUUAUAACCAGAUUGAUUGAUUUCGGGCUUAUCACUGACAUUACCGUGUCCGACAUCAAAAAGGAACUGGAAUCGAAACCGCUAAGUUCUAACCAGCUCACCGAGUUUAUUUCCUGGCUUUCAGAAAAGGCGACUAGUGCUGAAUUUGACCGAGCCACAAUCGGUACUUUGCUCGGUGUUGUGGUAGCGAACGACGAAUCCAACGGAGUACCCUGUGGGCUCCUUUUGCUAAGGGAUAUAACCGAAUUUCUCAACCCGUCUCGAAUUCCAGCAGAUUUACCAAUGCCUCCAUCUGUUAUCCCCUUCAAGUACUCCAAAACUUUGCAGACUGACCAGCUUGUUGCUUUAGGCUGGCAUGAGUUGCGGAUGGACAAUUGGAUCAGCUGGCUAAUUGAUAGUGAUGUCAAAGCUUUACUCCCGCAAGAGCAACGGAUAACUCGCUCGGCGUCAUUUUCAGCUCGCGUUUUGCCCGUCGUUUCAAAGCAAUGGGACAACUUACCCCCACAGUCGAGGAUGGCUGUCAUAAGCCUACUUCAACAACAUGCUGUUAUACCAACACCGUCAGGGAUGAAAAAGCCCUCCGAAGCCUAUUUCCCUUCUGUACGUUUGUUUGAAGACCUCCCCGUAGUCAAUGGUCUUGCCAAUGUGAAAGAAAAAGUUUUGGUGGCUCUUGGAGUCCGGAAAACAGUUGAUCUCAAUGUUAUUUUCGACCGGCUUCUCGGCGGCACCGGUGACACCAAAGAGAAUAAUUUUAAUUCUCAUAAGCCCCAGUGGAGUCAUGUUGAGCUGAUCAAAUAUCUCACCUCCGUUCGCAAUGAUAUCCCAAACAGCGAUAUUGCAAAGCUGAAGCAGGCUAAAAUAUGCACAGCUGAGGCAUCCACUACAUCGAACAAGCGAUACAGAGUGUGUGAACUCUUUGAACCAAAGGAAUCACUAAGGGAAUUAUGCUUGCCCAUGUUGUAUUGGCCUGGACAGUACCCAGCUGGGGGCGCAGAAGCACGGUUCUUGACACUGUUGGGUCUCAGGAGCUUUCCUUCUGCUUCAGACCUGAUUAAGCUGAUUGCCCGAACAAUACCUGAUCAGAAUCUCAACUUAAGAGAUAAAGCUUUAGCUUAUUUUAUCAGUGCGCAUGUGGCUAACGGAUAUGCGAAUUUCGAAUAUGCGACGGUCGACAUUCCCUUCCUUCCACUGGAGGAUGGAACCCACGGGACUCCUACCCAAUGUUUCACGGAUAGGGGAGCUUCUCUUCUGGGGUUCAAGCUGAUCAGAAAGGAUCUCGAGCCUCAUGCUUCUAAAUUUGGAGUAAAACCGCAUCCUCCAAUUCAGGAUUGUGUUAAUAUCCUGCUUCGAAAACCCCCUCAGUCUACAAAACAGGCCAAACAACUUUUUGGAUAUUUUGCUGGGCGGCUUGCUGAAAUCAACACUUCGACACUCCAUCGCAUCGGCAGUGCGCCGAUUGUCCCUUUGGCUCGCGAGCCUGCAUUCAACGACAAACACCAGCAGCCCGCUUUGACCUAUAUUGCACCACGAGACUGUUACCUUGGUGAGAGUGAUGACUACAGCAACAUUUUUGAUUUUGUGGAUUUUAGCGCUGAAGCCAAUCUAUUUCUUCUCGCCUGUGGGUCCAAGAGGGAGCCCACCACCGUUGAACUUGCCAACAUGCUCGUGAAAGAUUCCGCUAAGAUUGUUGCUCGGCUUCAAAGCCCAGACAAGUACUUGAAACUGUUGCGGGGUAUUGCAGACAAUAUGGACCAGAUCAGAAAAGAUCGAAAUCUAUUUAAGGAAAUGAAAAAGGCGGGUUUCCUACUUGCAAGCAAAGAACUGGCCGCGAAAGCGGGCAGUGGUACCGACGACCUGAAUGAUGAGGAGGAAAUGCCGGUCAAAGAAUGGCAGCUGAGCAGGGCUGCAGAUGCUGUUAUUGUUGAUGAUUAUGCUAGCUUUAGCUUAUUCAAGGAGAACAUACUGGCUGCACCUCAGGAGGAGACCUUGGAAGACAUGUACAUUCAGCUUGGCACUCCGAAUCUGAGCAGCAUUGUUGUGGAAGAUGUUCGGUGUGGCUAUGCUGCCCCAGACCAGCGUACUGCCGCCAAGUUACAAAAACAGAUAUGCGAGCGAACGCGGAUCUUUCUGCACGAUCUUCCCAAAGAAGUGAUAAAACACGAUGCUAGAUGGCUCGAGAAUCACCUGACGAUUCAGGUUGUGCAAUCGAUAUCAUUACGUCGCUCACUACGCGGGCGCAAUGGUGGCCACGUUGAAAAACGGAAUGCGGUUAUAUCGCAAAAGCAAAAUAAUUCAAAUCCUAUUUUGUGUAUAUCCCUAGGGGAUGUCAACUUCUACCAAGUCAGCCAGGCUUUGGUCCACAUCAUUCUAUUAAGACCCAAACUACAUUCCACUCUCACGCUGGAAAUGUUAUUGAAAACAGAUCUGCUUGAGCUUCGUCUUAGAGGCUACAACGUGGAGAGAAUUCUUCGACAGAAGGCUGCAGCAGCAAAAAUGGCGGAAAGCCAGCGGCAGCAGCAAAUCAAGGAUGAGCGAAAACUUCAAGAGGUUGAACAGGAGAGACGUCAGAGAGAGGGGAAAGAAGCUGUGGACGGAAAUCCUCACCCCAUGCCUGGCGUAUUCCCUGAUUUCAUUUCGAAUUCACUACCAAACCGGAGCGAGGAUUCAUCGCAGCCGCCUUCAACUAAUGAUCGAGGAAUGGGCGGUUUUAUCUCCGACCUUGGUCGCCGUUUUGGCUUAGACGAACUACUCCGAGGUAAUACCACGGCCCUUGGAGAUCGUACGCCUGAUACACCUCCGCCUCCCUAUCCAGGGAAAACGACCAACAAUCCGGGUCCAGGCUGUCACGUCUCCCCUAGUAUGCUCCGUCAAAAUCUGGAAACAGCCAUUACACGGUGUCGACCGCAUGGACAAGCUCCAAUUCAAAGUACAGGGCAAGUGACUCAGAUUUCGGACGCAAAGUCGUACUGCGAUGAACGCCCUGGUCAUGAUUUAGUUCAUGCGAGCGAUAUAGCUGGAACAUCCCUUCGAUUAUUCCUCCCUCGUUCGCACGAAGAGCCAUCCGGGUUCUACAAGCAAAACGAAGUCGCUCUUAACAAAUUUGCCGGCAUUCUGCUCGAUUGUAUCAGCAUCUUCGGGGUUCGAAAAGAUAGUGUCAGUAUUUUCUCCGAGCCAAACGGCAAGACUAUCGCCUUCAACUAUCGGGGAAGCAUAUUCUGUAAUUAUCACUAUUUUCAACAACUGCACUUCGCUAAAGUCCUGGAAGGUAAUCGAGCGGACACACUGGUGUAUUGGUGGACAAUUUUCUGUCAUGAACUCGCCCAUAACCUUGUACAGGCCCAUAACUCCGAGCACAGCUAUUAUACGUGA
Messenger RNA from Uncinocarpus reesii 1704, 5085 nucleotides. RefSeq lists its product as uncharacterized. Lineage: Eukaryota; Fungi; Ascomycota; Eurotiomycetes; Onygenales; Onygenaceae. Bases 1 to 5085 code for a protein of 1694 amino acids. The transcript is spliced from 2 exons. The record is from RefSeq and is a predicted model, not a curated record.